Molecule: messenger RNA, 1803 nt
Organism: Linnemannia hyalina
Lineage: Eukaryota; Fungi; Mortierellomycota; Mortierellomycetes; Mortierellales; Mortierellaceae
Source: the annotation of a GenBank genome assembly
AUGCGCGAUCAUCUCCAACAACAACAGCCAACAAAGGAAGAGCAGCAACGGCCGACACCUCGGUACACUCAACAUGAAAAAUACAAGGAGCAGGAAAAGGCGUAUUUCGAGCAUAUCAUUGCCGAGGUCGGGGUGGAGAACGAACUGAAUUUCAGAUUGGAAGAGAGUAAGGAGGAGCUGACUGGGAGUGCGCUACAACAGGUAGAUGUGGAUGGAGGAGGGCAAGAUGCAGUGGGCGGAAAUGGCGAUAACGUUGGCGAGGCAAGUCACAAGAGCUCGCCCUUGUCGGACACCGACAUCGGCACGACCAUCCAAACACUGAAAGACUUGGCGGGCGACAGUGAUGUUCUCACGACCGAUGGCUUUAAGCGAUCCAUGGCCGAAGACCUUACCCUGUUCUGUCUUAUUGAUGGGCAGUCGAUAUCGAACGCCUUCUCUGUCGAGAUUAACCCCAAAAAGACAGUCGAUGGCCUCAAGAAGUCCAUUAGGAACGAGAAGCCCAACGAGUUUCGCGAUGUCGAUCCAGACGAGCUCACCCUCUGGCGCGUCUCAAUCCCAAUCACCGACGAGGAUGACGAAGUUCCCAUCGUGCUCAACUUCUUCGAUGAGAAGAAGAAACUCGGUCCAGCAACUCGUCUCUCCAAGGUGUUCCCUGAGGACCUUCCAGAAGAGACGAUUCACAUCAUCGUUCAACGUCCUCUGCUGCCGCAAUCAGAUGACCUCAAUCCCGAAAUCGCUGCACUCCGCAAGCAGCUGUCCGACAUGCAAGAUUCCUCUAUUACUAUUGGAAUUAUCGUCAAGCCUGAGAGAAAGGUCAUAUGCAACUGGUCUGCCGCGAUUGAUACGGUGACUGUGAGUGACUUGAUGAAGGUUCUCGUUGAGUUUUAUCCACAGUACGAUCACGACGACUAUGUGGAAUUACAUUUCUACAUCACGCGCAGCAGCCCGUCGGAACCCAUACGCGAUGACGAGGACCUGCGCAGAGUACUCAGGGUCGCCAAAACUCAAUCCAUGAAGCAGCUGACCAUAUCACUGGCUACACCAACCAAGGGUUUCUCCGCAUGGACAUUCAAGGAUGUCGUUUCUGAGUAUAACCUCUCGGAAUCAACCGAUGUUGGCAUUGAGGUUCUUCCGCCAUUUGUCGGUAUCGAAGCUGCGCCUCUGAAAUCGGAUCUUGAGAAAGAGGUGCUGAGACAUCUCCUCGACGAGGUCGGAUUAAGGGUGGAAGUUAUGAAGCUGCUGGGCGCGAACGAGGCAACACGAUCAAUGGUGGUCGCUUCGUUCCUGCUCGCAGCGACAAAGCUAUUCAAGGAAGACCUAUAUCUUGCAUCCCAACGAGACCUCAGCGGGCGCCGAGGCAAUGGAGCGCUGGACUUUUCGGUCCAUCCACGGGAGACGCACUCGUACACCCUUGGCGUGACGGAGGUGAAGAAGGAAAACUUUCCACAAGGCGUGGCUCAAAACAUUGUGCAGCUGGAAGCGGCCCUGACAUCAAAGAAACGCAAGCGCGGGACGUACGAGAUUGACGGGGAGGAAGAGUCUCUGAGAUCUUACGGGAUUGUUACCGACGCAAGCCAGUGGCUGUUGCUUGAAUGCACGCUGCAUGAAGACGAGACAGUGACGUACAGGAUGCAGGAGCUUGAGCGAACUAUAAACUACAGCGGCAAGUGGCAGGAGGAUGCGAAAUUUGUAUUCGAACGGCUUGUUUGGCUUUGGUCUCGCAUGCGGGAUGAAAUACCGGCGCGCGAGAGGUACUCCCGGAAAGCGAUCUCUCCACCCAGCGACAGGAAGACCACAUCGUGA